This is a messenger RNA of Porites evermanni, 1332 nucleotides long. The record is from the annotation of a GenBank genome assembly. NCBI's taxonomy places the organism in Eukaryota, Metazoa, Cnidaria, Anthozoa, Scleractinia, Poritidae.
AUGGGGGACGGUGCAAAAUCAUCAGGCGAGUGGACAAAUGAAAGAAUUUCUAUGUCUCAUUUAGGGAGUUUCUCUAGAAGCAGUAAUUAUGUUCGUAGCCUGGUUCGACAGCAGUUUCAGAAUCAGAGUGAUCAGCCGAAUACAGCUUGGGAGAGACUUCGUGAAAGGCUGGGAAAAAAUUCCUCUUUUGAGUACGAGGAAGAAACACCGAGCUUUGUCAAGAAAAAAGCGAGUGACGUUCCCAGUGAAGAAAACAGCGAUGACAGCGAAGAGGAGGGUGAUGAUGAGGAAACUGCGAACUUUAGUAACAAGACAUCGAGCAAAGAAAGCGCGAAGACGCCACCGUCAGAGGGACAGACGUCUGCGUCGUCCUCGCGUCGUUCAUCAGCGCCUCAGACACCAGGUGAGAGCAGGGAUACGGGACGGCGCUACACGCUACCUUCCAGAGACGCCCAUUCGAAGAUCUUGAAUCGGCGGUUAUCCUUGGCUGAGAGUGUCAUCAAAAAUUACGGCAAAUAUAUUCGAACCCCAGACGAGUCCCAAGCAGAGCGAACAACUUUAGCCAAAACUGAAAAAGAUAUUCCGCUCAAGGAGAGUAAACAGGAACAAGUAAAUAAACAACCUAUUGAAGCCAUUUCGGAAGAAGAACAUACUACGCGCUUGAAUAUCCAGCCCAUCGUUGCAAUUUCGGAAAGUGAAUGUUCGCCUGUCGGGAAUACCGAGAUUGUGAAUCGUGAUACCCCCUCCAUGAUUCCAGCCAGUAAUUUCCUGAAUAUCCCUGCUGUCUGCCCUCUUGGAUCGUCCUACACAGUGCCGCCAAGCCCGGCCACUAAACCCAAUGGCGCGUUUUUUGACGCUUCUGUUCGUCGGAAAUCCUUUAGUGGUGAAGAAUUGUCACUGACCAGGAGUGUAACAGACGUUACUUCAGUUUCCACAAAGGACAAAGUUGUCGCGGAUAAAGUAAAACUUCCCAGGUUAUCGGCUGCGCAGACAAGUAAAGCUGAGAAGAAAAAGCUUUCUCCGAAGAGCAGGGAAGAAGCCAUCCAGAGACUACGAGGUGACUACGAAACUUUGGCCAAAAACAAACGGCUAAGACGCGUUGGUCGGAAAAAGGGAACGGUAUAUGAACAGCUGCAACGAGACCGAGAACGGCGUGUCAGAGAGGCACAAACGUUUUACCAUGAAAUGGAUCAAAUUACCAAAUCACUGAAAGCUAUCAACAAUCGGUUAGAUGAGAGAAUUAAGGUUCUCAAUUGUAAUGAACCACAUAAAGUUAGGUAUCAACGAAUCUUACAAAUUGCUUUUGCCGGGCUUCCUUUCAAGAAACUAUAA